This is a messenger RNA of Periophthalmus magnuspinnatus, 1132 nucleotides long. RefSeq names its product transmembrane protein 234 (gene tmem234). The transcript has 5 exons. NCBI's taxonomy places the organism in Eukaryota, Metazoa, Chordata, Actinopteri, Gobiiformes, Gobiidae. Bases 29 to 448 code for a protein of 139 amino acids. The record is from RefSeq and is a predicted model, not a curated record.
CGACUUGAAAGAUGCCACUAUUUACAACAUGGUGUCUGUGGUGGAGCUGCUGUCCCUGGUGCUGGUGUCCAUGCUGUGGGGCUGCACUAACCCUCUGCUGAAGAGAGGCAGUCGGGGUAUAGAGACCGUGGCCCAGCCCAACAGAGUGGCCCAGGUCCUGGCCGAGCUCAAGUUUCUCCUGCUCAACCUCAGUUACAUUGUGCCAUUUCUCCUGAACCAGAGUGGGUCUUUGGUAUACUAUUACACACUAUCUACAACGGAACUAUCUCUUGCUGUGCCUGUAACCAACUCCUUGACAUUUCUAUGCACUUUAAUAACCGGAAAGUUAUUGGGCGAAGAAUUUGGAGGAAAAUAUGCUGUUGCAGGCAUGUUCCUAACCAUGGCCGGCAUUACUCUGUGUGUCAUGAGUUCAAUGGACCCAUCAAAACAGAGCAAAACCAAAGUUUAGCACAAACUACUGAGAAUCUACUCAUUUGAUUGUGCAGAUGGCUUAAUAAAGCAUUUAUUUGCACUAAGCAUGGCAAAGUAUCUAAAUGAUUUGAGAUGCCAUUGAAAUUCAAACAGCGUCUCCUCUCUUUCAGAGCCUCUAUGUGGAAUUCUAGACACAAAGAGGGUUCAUUUAAGGUUCAGUUAGGACUUUAAGUAGAUUUAUGACACAAAGAAAAUGGAGGCUGUUAACUUGUAAACCUCCAUCCCAGGGACAGCAGCUGAGCAAGUCACUUAAAUGAGACAAAAACAUUUUAGCAUGAGGCUUAUAAUUAGUGUAGCAUAAUUUUGUGGGAACAUGCUAAUUGCUGUUGACAGUGAAUGUAAGGCUGUUGUCAACAUGUUCAUUUUUACAUGUAAAUGUUUUUACUUCUACUUGACCAAUGAUGAAUGAAUAUAACAAAGCUUUAUUUAUUUGUGUAACGUUCGAAAUGUUUAUUAUUGUAAAUGUAAAAUAAUAUACUGUAUAUGGUUCAUACUUCGCAAUAAACAAAAAUCUUGAGUCACGUUAAUACACUUAGCACAGCAGAUGUCUUGGGUGUUAUCUGAAAACAACACAAUGUUAGGUGGUGUUGAUUACAAUGUUUUGAAUAAUUUAUGUCAUAGCCAGUGUGAUUUACAUUCAUUUAAACUCACAAAUAAACAG